AUGGCGGCGGCGGCGGCGGCGGCGGCGGCGGGACGGGCCCUGCCGGGACGGGCCCUGCCGGGGCUCCCGCUGCUCCCGGCCCGCGCCUGCGGACACGCGGCGGGCUGGGACCGGCGGGAGCGCUCCUACUGGCGGGCGCUGCGGCGCCGGGUGCUGGGCCCGCCCGUGCCGCCGUUCGCCGCCCCGGUGCAGGUGGGAGCCCCGGUGCUGCGCGGCGCCGCCGCCGCCGUGACCCCGGAGCAGCUGGGCGGCCCCGAGCUGCGGCGGCUGGCGGCGGCGCUGGCGGCAGGGCUGCGGGGCCGGCCGUGCCUGGGGCUGAGCGCUCCGCAGCUCGGGGUGCCGCUCAGGGUGUUCGCCGCGGAGCUGCCGCCCGCACGCUGCGCCCGGUACCCGCCGGCGCUGCGCCAGGCGCACCGCAUCGAGCCCUUCCCGCUCCGCGUCCUCGUCAACCCCGCCAUCCGCGUCCUGGACACCCGCCUCGUCACCGGCCCCGAGGGCUGCGCCAGCGUCCACGGCUUCUCCGCCUACGUCCCGCGGCACUGGGCCGUCCAUGUCACCGGCGUGGACGAGCUGGGGGUGCCGGUGAGCUGGGAGGCGUCGGGCUGGGCCGCCCGGAUCAUCCAGCACGAGAUGGACCACCUGGAUGGGAUCCUCUUCAUCGACCGCAUGGACAGCCGCACCUUCACCAACGUGGGCUGGAUGGAGCUGCUGGACUGA
This is a messenger RNA of Melospiza georgiana, 717 nucleotides long. RefSeq names its product peptide deformylase, mitochondrial (gene PDF). The record is from RefSeq and is a predicted model, not a curated record. Gene Ontology annotation, biological process: peptidyl-methionine modification; N-terminal protein amino acid modification. Bases 1 to 717 code for a protein of 238 amino acids. Gene Ontology annotation, cellular component: mitochondrion. The transcript has 2 exons. Gene Ontology annotation, molecular function: peptide deformylase activity. Lineage: Eukaryota; Metazoa; Chordata; Aves; Passeriformes; Passerellidae.